AUGAACAUUUUUUCCGAGAGAUCGUCAUCAAGGUAUACCUAAAGAAAUUUUGUGUCUGAAUGUUAAACUCCUUCAAUAGAUUCACAUGGAUACAUUUCAGUUUCAAAAGAAUUAAAUAUACCUUUAAUAUCGACUGGAAAGCAAUCUAUUUCAGUCUAAAGGAAGUAAAUAAAGUUAUUUGAUUCCCCUCACUUCAAUGAUAACACCAAUUCCACUUUAAGUAGUCACAAAUCAAAAAAAGAGGUGGAUAUACUUUCAAAAUUAAUGAAUUGGGAGAAAAUGUAAGGAAAUCCUAAGUUUAUUCCCUUGAAACGACACCACGAAUUAUUACCAAAGACAGAACAUUUAAGAAAUCAAAACCCAAUGUUCCAGGAUAUCAAAUAGAAGGGACAUGCAAAAUAUUUAAAUUAACAAACAGUUUAACAACAAGCACCUAAAUCUUUUGUUAUGCAUGAUACUAUUCAACCAGAUGUAGAGAUGAAGGAGUCGGAAUAUAAUUAAAUGGAGAGUUUGGAUCCACUUAAUACUAUGAAAAAUCAACAUGAAUUAAAUCAAUAUGUUAUUUAGGUAGCAAAAACAAAUAAUAGAAUUCUACCAAAGCUUUAAUUACCUGAAAAGAAUGAAAAAGCUAUUCUAAAGCCAAAUUUCCAUCGAUAGAAAAGACUUUAUAGUGUUAUCGAUACUUUUGAAGCCCUAAAAUUUGGGGGUUAAGAUGAUUCCGUCUUUGAUGAUAAUGAGUAUUAGUAAUUUCGUAAGAGAAAGGCUUAAUUUAAAAGAUAUUAGCUCAGAAAACGAAUUAUUGUAGUAUUGGCAGUUAUUAGAAUUUCAAGAAAGCAUAGAUUAAUAUUAAAAGAAAGAGCAUUAUAUUCUACAAGUUUGGAUCAAUCAAAAAGUGUACAUCAAAAAUAUCUAGAUUAAUUCAGAACUAAAAACUUAUUAUAUCAUUAGAAGGAAUUUGCAGAAGGGAUAUUUAAAAAAUUAAAUUCAAGCAUACUGGAUAAAAAAUAUCUAAAAGAAUGCCAAGAGAUUUCUAUGUUUCAAGACUCUGUAUAGAAAGAUAUAAAAAAGCAAAGGUUUUGCCAAUUAGCUCUUUUACUUUUAUAAUCUUUAGAAAUAGCAACUUAGUAGAAUGUGUUACCACAAGUAAUAGUACAUCUACUGAAUUUGAACUUCUACAAAUCUAGCACUUCUUAAUCUUGUUUAUUUGUUUCAAAAAGAGCGUGUUAUUAUACAGCAUUCGUUUGCAAAAUCACUAGAAAAUAAUAAUUAUUAUUAGCCACCGAAUUUUUAAUGUUCUAAACAAUAAUCCCUAAUAUAUUCUCAAUAUUUAAGGAUAUGAACAUUAAGGAUAUAGAACAUAAUAAUUAAACUUUAAGUUAUUUAUCUGCUCUUACUUAAAUCGUUCAAAUACUAUUCAUAGAUUAUUUCAAAGAUUUAGAGCUGGUAAAAACUAAAAAUGUGCAUCCUAUUUAAAGAAUUUUGAAGUUAAAUAUUGAUGAGAAUACAGGCCUUGGAGCAUCUGAAAUCAUAAUUAGUUCAAAAAUUAAUACAGAUGAAACUGUUGUUAUUGAGAAUGGUUUCGACAAAUCUAGUAUUUUAGAAUUGCAAGAUUCCAAACCCUAUUGGGAUGAAAAGAUAAAAUCUAGAUUUGCUAAAAUAGUCUCUAAUAUUGAGAAGCAUAUACUGAUUUAAAAUAAUUGA
This is a messenger RNA of Paramecium tetraurelia, 1701 nucleotides long. RefSeq lists its product as uncharacterized. The record is from RefSeq and is a predicted model, not a curated record. The transcript has 3 exons. NCBI's taxonomy places the organism in Eukaryota, Ciliophora, Oligohymenophorea, Peniculida, Parameciidae.